Oppia nitens is the source of this 659-nucleotide messenger RNA. Its product is annotated as interferon-induced, double-stranded RNA-activated protein kinase-like. Gene Ontology annotation, biological process: protein phosphorylation. Bases 39 to 659 code for a protein of 206 amino acids. The record is from RefSeq and is a predicted model, not a curated record. Lineage: Eukaryota; Metazoa; Arthropoda; Arachnida; Sarcoptiformes; Oppiidae. Gene Ontology annotation, molecular function: ATP binding; protein kinase activity. The transcript has 2 exons.
UCAAUAAUUCAUAUCCAAUCGGAACCAACCCGCGUCUAAUGUCUAGUUUGGAAUAUUAUCUAUCCGGUCGACUAUACUAUCAACUGGUAGAGUGUGUCCAUUAUAUACAUCAACUAAAACCUAAACCAUUAAUACAUACCGACUUAAAACCGGAUAACAUAUUGAUUGUUGGUGUCGGCGGCAAAAAACAAUUGUCAAACAUUGGCUAUUAUCGUGACUAUCGGCUAAAACUGGCCGAUCUAGGACUGGCCACUGUUGUCAAUGAUAAUAAUAGUCAGUGUUGUUUCAAAGGUACACCACGUUAUAUGGCACCCGAAGUUCGUUGCAAUGGACACUAUAGUCAAAAAUCCGAUGUCUAUAGUCUGGGUAUUAUUGGCGAACAAUUGUUCAAUAUAUGUAUACCAGAACCCGAAACAAUUAACAGCUACAUUGGACACAAUUUAUAUGAUAAAAUAAAUUAUUUAGCUAAACAAUUGCGAUUAAUUACAUCAACAAAACCAUUAGAUAGACCUAAUUGUUCACAAAUUAUUGACAAUACUGAUGGAUGGUUAAUAAAAUUUGAUGAAAUUUUGAAUUCAGAAAAUUUUCAUAACGAUCUAAAUAUGCUUAAACUUAAUGAUUAUAAAUUAAUUUAUGAAUUAAUUAAAAUCAAUGUCUAA